Messenger RNA from Ostertagia ostertagi, 477 nucleotides. The record is from the annotation of a GenBank genome assembly. NCBI's taxonomy places the organism in Eukaryota, Metazoa, Nematoda, Chromadorea, Rhabditida, Trichostrongylidae.
CGGUUACUGGUCUACGCUACGCUUGUGCCGUUGGUCAUCGCCACCAUUACACCACCGACAUCACGAGGACUUGCUCCGGAAGACUCUGAUCUGCUGUCACAAUCAUCAACCACUUGGAGCAGCGUAAAGCCUCGAGCCAAUGGUGUGCCACAAAACGAGGUGACCAGCAUAGCAGAGGAAAAAUCCGGCUGGACAACCGAUGACUACAGUGAUUUUGCCAAAGAACCUAUUCGAAAUGGCGGAGCUAAUCGUAACCUCAAACCCCGUCACAUAUCGCCCGAUUCCGAAAACGUACGAAAUACCGUCGCCCGAACCAGAAACGGAAAUAGCAGUGCCUGCACGUCCUGCAGUGCCCACGCAAACUCGCUUUCUGGUACAACAGCCACAACCGCAACAACAACAGCUCUACGUUGUUCAGCAACCAGCACAACCGUAUUUGCGAAAAGGCUACUACUAUCAGCACUAUCCGUACUAUAA